Molecule: messenger RNA, 1638 nt
Organism: Paramecium tetraurelia
Lineage: Eukaryota; Ciliophora; Oligohymenophorea; Peniculida; Parameciidae
Exons: 5
Source: RefSeq, a predicted model, not a curated record
AUGUUUCCUGAGUCGUGUAAGAGUCGAUCAAUAGGAUCAAUUAAUUAAUCUUGUCAUGAAUCUCAUCGUCAUAGACAACAUUUAAUCAACUCAUUUGGGUUUUUGUCUAAACAUGAAUCAAGAAAUUCAUAUUAUGAUAAGGAAGAUCAAUAGGAUUAAUUAUUAAAAAUCAAACAAGAGCUCAAUUAAUUAAGAUUAGAAAAUACCUAACUCAAGUCUUAGAAUAUAUAUUAUUAAAAAGAUCUUGAAAGCUUUCAUCAACAAUUGUCGGAUGAUGAAAUCUAAUUGAAAACAGUUCGAAACAAUUAGAGAUUCAAACAUUUGCUUAAAUUAUUGUAGUCUAAAGAAGUUGAGAUUGAGAAUCUAAAAAGAAAAUUGAAAAUGGAUGAGAUUACAAAUUAUUAACAACAAGUAUCUGAACUUUAAAAUAUGGUUGAACUCCAAAAAGAAAAAUUGCUAGGGAAUCAGAGAAAUAUAUUAGCCCCUUAAUUUGCUAUUCUCGAUGAAUUAGAAUAAGAUAAUAUUAAAUUAGUUGAAAUAGUCAAAGUGCUGGAAGAGAAGUUGAAGGAUUACGAUUAAUUGAAAAAACAUAUCAUAACACAACAAGUCAAAAUUUAAUAAUAGAAACAACUCAUUAAUGAAUUAUUAAAGGAAAUCAGAUAAUAUAAGGAACGAGACUUAUUAUUUGCUGUUAAGCACAAUCAAAAGAGUAAACAAGAUCAAUAAAUUAAAAAACUACUCUCAGAUAUUCACAAACUAAGUUAAAAGAGAUAAGAAGAUGAAGCAUAUAUCGAACAAUUAAUAGAUAGACAUAGAUAAGAAAUUAAAAAAUAUGAUCGAAGAAUUAUGGAGAAAGAUGAUGAAAUGCAAUUGCUAUAGGAGAGAUGUGAAUCACUGAGUAAGGCUCUAUAAGAAGAGUAGAUACAAAAAGCUAAACUUAAAAGGAAUGAGAAAUCCUCUUCGAUUGUCAAACCUUCCAUGUUUUCAUAACAUUAAAUUGCUGGCCGAGCUUCUGGAGACUAUUCCUUAAUUACUUCUUAAAGAUCGUUGAGUGGUGUUGGAAAAUCCAAAUACUCCAAAAUCAACAAGCAAGAUCUCUGUGAAAUAGUCAAAAUAAUCAAAUUUUCGAUGAUUAAUAAUAAAGUUCCUUUUGAUGAAUUAGAUACUUACUUGUUUAAAAAUCAAUUAGAAACUACUUUAGACGAACUUAAAGAUUCUCUUUAACAAUCAAUCUUUAAUUUAAAUAAGGAUCAGUCUUGUACUUUAGCAAAUUAUUUGUUUGAUUAAGAGGAUGAUAUUAAUUUCGAUAAGCCACAAAAUAACUCGAGAAUAAGAAGCAUUCUAAAAACGCUUUUAGAUAAUUUUCGAUUACCUAAUAACACAGUUUUUGAUGAAAUUAAAGCUAACUUAAAUGCUAAUAAUCUUGAAAUGGUUUGCAGUUAGCUUUAAUCUAAAUUUUAAAGUCCUCGAAAUAAACUCAAUGUUAAUGAUUUAUUUGAGCUUUUUAAGGAGAAUGACAUCAAAUUAUCAAAAGCAUCUCUUGAUUAUAUCGAAUCGUACUUUUUUAAAUUGAAUCAGCAAUUAUGCGUUUUUGAAAUAGAUUAAUUUAAGCAAUUAUUAGAUAGCCUUAAUAAUUGA